Caenorhabditis briggsae is the source of this 519-nucleotide messenger RNA. RefSeq names its product Protein CBR-NLP-8 (gene Cbr-nlp-8). The record is from RefSeq and is a predicted model, not a curated record. NCBI's taxonomy places the organism in Eukaryota, Metazoa, Nematoda, Chromadorea, Rhabditida, Rhabditidae. The transcript has 4 exons. Bases 1 to 519 code for a protein of 172 amino acids.
AUGAGUCAGAAGCUUCUUUCAAUAUCUCCACUUCGGCUGCUCUUUCUGCAGUGCCUUCUCAUCGGUUUCGCCGUCUCCUAUCCCUAUCUGAUCUUCCCAGCAUCGCCAUCUUCCGGUGACUCCCGCCGUCUUGUGAAGAGAGCAUUCGAUCGAUUCGAUAACUCUGGAGUCUUCUCGUUCGGCUCAAAACGAUUCGAUCGGUAUGAGGAGGAGAAUCCGUACGGAUACAACUUCGGCGCUCAUAUCUUCAAGCGAUCUGCGGAUCCAUACCGUUUUAUGACGGUUCCAACGAAGAAGGCAUUCGAUAGAAUGGACAACAGUGACUUCUUCGGUGCCAAACGGAAACGAUCAUUUGAUAGAAUGGGAGGAACCGAAUUCGGAUUGAUGAAGAGAAGUGCACCGGAAGAUAGAGAACAACUAAUCGACAGUCUCACCGACUCAAUCUUGGCUCUCCGACGAGCUCGCGAAUCGGAAUCAUCUGGAACAACUCAACCAGUCGCCAUCAGCUACGAGGACUAA